GGGUAAAAAUAUGCUGUUGAAAGGGUGCGUGGAAGGAAGAAGUUAAUUUUCUCUUUUAAAUCACUGGAUGUUCCAGCGACUAAGAGGUUAACCUCUGUUUCAGUAUUUCGCUAUGAGCCUUGAUUGACAGUUGCGUGGUCCAAUAAGAGCUGGAUUUGCCUUAUAUAUAUCGGUGGAGGCUGUGCUCUGUCAUUUUUCCACUCUCCUUGUCUUCUGGUUUGUGGGAAUGGCUCGCACCAAGCAGACGGCUCGCAAGUCGACGGGCGGCAAGGCGCCGCGCAAGCAGCUGGCCACCAAGGCGGCCCGGAAGAGCGCGCCGGCCACGGGCGGCGUGAAGAAGCCGCACCGCUACCGGCCCGGCACGGUGGCGCUGCGCGAGAUCCGGCGCUACCAGAAGUCGACCGAGCUGCUGAUCCGCAAGCUGCCGUUCCAGCGGCUGGUGCGCGAGAUCGCGCAGGACUUCAAGACGGACCUGCGCUUCCAGAGCUCGGCCGUCAUGGCGCUGCAGGAGGCGUGCGAGGCGUACCUGGUGGGCCUGUUCGAGGACACCAACCUGUGCGCCAUCCACGCCAAGCGCGUCACCAUCAUGCCCAAGGACAUCCAGCUGGCGCGCCGCAUCCGCGGGGAGCGGGCGUGAGCUGCCCUCGGCCAGUGGCAACCUUGAACCCAAAGGCUCUUUUCAGAGCCACCCACACUUUCAACUAGAGCUGUAAGGAUAGGAGAAUUGUAACAAUUGAGAGUCUGCAGCGAAUACUGGGGGAUGUCUGCUCGACAUCUUUUUUUGUAAGUAAACGUAUUCAAGGCAUGUUAUGUAUCACUCAGAUACAGUUGAAUAGUCCCUGGCUUCCUAGAAAUCCUCAACCUUGCAUCACAGCUUCACCUCAGUUUGGAAACAGGUUUUGUAUGUCAGUGUAUUUGCCAUACAUGAACCAAGGGGUCUCCUAGCCCAGGGCGAUUGCUAAACACAAGCCAUGUAAUGCCUAUAGUUCUAAAGGUGACUGAGUAAUCCUCAGCCUUCAAGUCUGUUUCAAAACACCCCAGCAGCUGAGUGCA
Pteronotus mesoamericanus is the source of this 1053-nucleotide messenger RNA. RefSeq names its product histone H3.1. Bases 227 to 637 code for a protein of 136 amino acids. NCBI's taxonomy places the organism in Eukaryota, Metazoa, Chordata, Mammalia, Chiroptera, Mormoopidae. The transcript has a single exon. The record is from RefSeq and is a predicted model, not a curated record. Gene Ontology annotation, molecular function: protein heterodimerization activity; structural constituent of chromatin; DNA binding. Gene Ontology annotation, cellular component: nucleosome.